Messenger RNA from Epinephelus lanceolatus (giant grouper), 2668 nucleotides. RefSeq names its product myeloid-associated differentiation marker homolog. Gene Ontology annotation, cellular component: membrane. NCBI's taxonomy places the organism in Eukaryota, Metazoa, Chordata, Actinopteri, Perciformes, Serranidae. The record is from RefSeq and is a predicted model, not a curated record.
UUUUUUGUUAUCAUGGUCUAUUUUUGGAACAGUGAGAAAGAGCUGAUUGCAACGGCACAGCGCUGGGCGCGGUAUGUCCGCUAUUUGGGACGGAAAACCUCCUCAUCACUCACUUAAUAUCUCAGUUAAAAAUAUGUGAAAAACAUCGACAGAGUGUGUGACAAGCAGCCAAUACAACAUCUCACAUUUACCCUCACUAGACUACAGAGGCCACUUUCAACACCUGAGUGAUUGUGAUAUCCCAUCAUGCCACUGAUUGUGUUUCCCACCUCCCAGCUUCUAUGGGUGCGUGUAGCCGCCCUGGUGUUCACUUGCGUGGCGUUCAGUGUCGCAGCACACGGAGCCUCUCAUGGAGGUAUGGCUGACUGGUGCAUCUUCUGCUGGGCGUUCAGCUUCACCUGCACCCUGCUGGUCCUGCUGGUGGAGCAGUGUGGCCUCCAGGCCCGAGCCCCAGUGUCUUGGUCCAAUUUCCCCAUCACAGUUGCCUGCUACGCCGCCCUGCUCUGCCUCUCUGCCUCUGUCAUCUUCCCACUUUUUUUCCUUAAGGACCAGCAGCGGAUCUCCAAGGAUACUCGCGACUAUAACAUCGCCGCCACUGUCUUCUCCUGCCUGGCAGCGGUGACCUACAUGGUGGAGGUGAGCCUUACGAAAGCGAGGCCAGGAGAAGUGGCGGGUUACAUGGCUACAGCUCCAGGCCUGAUGAAGGUGUGCCAGACCUUUGUGGCCUGUAUUAUCUUCAUCCUGGUCAGCAACCCUGUGUCAUAUGAUCACCAUCCGGCUCUGAAGUGGUGCAUGGCCGUGUACUGCAUCUGCUUCAUCCUCUCCAUGGCUGUGGUAGUGCUGUGUGUGGGCGAGUGCACCGGCUAUCUCCCCAUCCCCUUCUCCAAGUUCCUGUCAGCUUACGGGCUCCUGGCUGUUAUCAUGUACCUUACAGCUACCAUCAUCUGGCCCAUAUUCCAGUUUGACAGAAAGUACCAGUAUGGAGGCCAAGUGUCGUCAAAACUGAUCGCUGUGGCAGUGCUCACUGCCCUCAACUUCCUGCUUUACCUCGCUGACCUGGCCUACACUGCCAGACUGGUGUUUGUCAGUGCCUGAGAGGAACAGAGAAGAAGGAGGGAGACACACUGAGUGACAAAGGACAGAAAUAAAGAUGCUAAGAGCUUGAGUAGCUUUGCAGUAAAUUGUAGCUGCUGUUGAAUUUCUGACAAAAAAUACACAUCUCUUCCCUUUUUUGUGUUUAAUUGUAAAAUGUUAUGUUGAUACAAGGAAAAAAAUCCCAAACUCACUAAGAGUGUGUCUAUAUGUACACGUUUGCAGCAGUGGCGCCUCCACUUAUCACAAAAACAUUUGGAGGCCUCUGCGUGGUAUUUUUAAACUUCAGAAGGUUUGUUACAAGUCAAUGUUUUGUUCUUUACAGUCAGUGGACUCCUUUGAAUUAAAGCUGUAUAUUUUUUCUUUUAAAAGAAAAGGACAACCAGCCUGUUUUGAAGAAACACUUAUUGCUCAGGCCACACUGCCCGCGUGAGCAGCGAUGACAUCUACCUUGCUUGUAGUGUUUACACAGACAGCGUUGCUGCUGCGGGGCAGUACUUAAUUUUCACAAUUAAAAGCCAGUAUUCCACAAAUUUAUAGAGCUGUGGAAGCUACUGCUUUGUCAACAACACAGCCCUGCAAAUGUUUCACAGUAAAAAGAUUUGGAUUCUGUCCACAGACACAUUGUCAGAGGGCUUUUAUUUUGAAACAGUGUUAGGAAAGGUUUAGUUAAAAAUAAAUAAAGCAAUUUUUCAUGAUUAUGACUGAUAUAUAAAUUGAAACUGUAGUGAAGGGUGGCUAUCUGUUUUUGCUAAAAACCGCGCACGUCAUGCAGAAAAAAGUAGGGAAAACUCCAAAUCUCUAAGUGUUCCACAGCAGACCAGCACUGCUCACGCGGGCAGUGUGGCCCAGACACGUUAAAACAGAAUGGUUACAGAACUCAAAAUGUUUACUGUGUCAGUAUUAGUCUGUGCACAUCAGAUAACAGUAAUAUUAACUGUAAAAUGAGAAAGCAAAGUAUUUGUAAGCGAUUCUUUAACUCACCACAUUGACAUAGCUUUCAACAAGCCCUUAAACUUCACCAGUAUAACCGAAUUCCUUAAAUUCAGUCAUGGAUUUGGGUUUUGGUGUGCCACCCAAAGAUUUUCAGUGGCCCCAUCUGGCCACCCCUGUGAAAUAUUUCUGGGGGCACCACUGGUUUGCAGAUAUCUGCAAUGAAAGUAUUUUACCUCUAAUGUGAAUGGGCCUGUGUUAAAUGUGCAACACAAGUAUUACAUUAACAAAAGUGGGAUUUUUCACGAUGAUACAACAAAACCUAAGUCGGCUGUUAAUGCUGUUAAAAUCCAAACAAGUCAACACACUGGAACAGCAGAAGGGAGAAGAAAUGUAUUUACUGUAUCUGAGACACACCGGCACUCUGGCUGCUGAUGAGGAAGAAUCUUGUGCAAGAAAAUGGGCACUCUCACGACAACCUGUCAAAGAUUUGUUCCGUAUCUGUCUCAUAAUCUUUUGUUAAUGUGGGUUUGAAAAAGCUGUCAUUUUGUCCUGAUAACAAAGCAUCAGUAUUCAAACAUCAAAGAAUGUAACUUGAGCAAGUACAGUUUUUGUGAACCAAUAAAUAUUUUAUUUUAAAGCA